Molecule: messenger RNA, 2150 nt
Organism: Papaver somniferum (opium poppy)
Lineage: Eukaryota; Viridiplantae; Streptophyta; Magnoliopsida; Ranunculales; Papaveraceae
Product: stomatal closure-related actin-binding protein 1-like
Exons: 14
Coding region: 328-1812 (494 amino acids)
Biological process (GO): actin filament organization; regulation of stomatal movement
Molecular function (GO): actin binding
Source: RefSeq, a predicted model, not a curated record
CUUUUGAAAAAGUAGAAAGCAUCUUUGGCUACCUUCUUUAAUUUCUUCUCUCGUCUCGUCUCUUCACUUUUUCAUUCAUCGUCUCCUUCUCUCUUCUCUUCUCUCAAUUAAAACACUCUUCUUGUCCCAUUUUUAAUUAUUAAGUAGGUGUCUGUGUGCAUUCAGGCAUUCUUCAAUCUCUCAUCCUCUCUGCAAAUUUUGCUCCCAUUUUUUAAUGAUCUACAUGUUAAGGCUUACAAGAGAAAACCAUCUCUGGAAAAAUGCAUGAUCUUGCCUCUCUCAAAAUCCACUAAGAGAAAGGGAAAGUAAAUUCCCCAGUUGGGUUCGAUGACGAGAGUAGGUCGUGAUUUUGGAGACACAAUGCAGAAAGAGGCGGUUCCAUCAGUUUCGGCUGAUGUGAGCUUUGCUUCAAAUAGGUUUCCCAACUAUAAGAUAGGAGCUGACAAUAGUAUAUUGGAUCCCAAGGAAGAGCCCGAGGUGCCAUCCAUGAAGGAUCUUCUUGCAAGGGAGACUGCGCAGCUUAUUGAGCAGCAAAAGCGGCUAUCCGUUCGUGACCUUGCUAGUAAAUUCGAGAAGGGGUUGGCUGCAGCUGCAAAGUUGUCUGACGAGGCUAAAAUUCGAGAGAUAAUUUCACUGGAGAAACACGUACUUUUAAAGAAGCUUAGAGAUGCACUUGAAUCUCUGAGAGGCCGUGUGGCAGGUCGAAACAAGGAUAAUGUUGAUGAAGCUAUCUCUAUGGUAGAAGCUUUAGCUGUUCAAUUGACUCAAGGAGAAGGAGAGCUACUCCAGGAGAAGGCAGAAGUGAAGAAGCUAGCAAGUUUUCUUAAGCAGGCUUCAGAAGAUGCUAAGAAACUUGUCGGUGAGGAAAGGGCUUUUGCUCGUGCUGAAAUUGACAGUGCUAGAGCAGCAGUGCAGAGGGUUGAAGAGGCUCUCGAACAAGAAAGAAUUUCCAAAUCAUUUGAGAGUCAGGAUACAGAAGGAUUGAAGAAGGAGGUACAAGAAGCUAGAAGAAUUAAAAUGCUGCACCAACCAAGUAAGGUAAUGGACAUGGAGCAUGAACUUCGAGCUCUGAGGAUUCAACUUGCUGAGAAGUCUAAAUAUUCUAUUCAACUACGGAAGGAGCUGGCAAUAAGCAAGAGGCUCCAAGAAAACAAAUCACGGCUUUAUGAUAUUGAUGGUACUGAAACCUUAGGUUCAUGUCUUAAGAUCACUCCUUGCUCAGAUAAUUCACCAGAUUUUUCGAGAAGUUCAGUUCAGUGGUAUCGCGUCUCUCCGGAAGCUGGUAGAAAGGAAGCUAUUUCAGGAGCGACAAAAUUAGUAUAUGCUCUGGAGCCGUUUGAUGUUGGAAUGACCUUGCUAGCAGAAAUUGUUUCAGAUCAGCAAAAUAUCACUCUGACAACUACUGGUCCAAUCGAUCCAGCUCCUGGAUUGGGAAACUAUGUGGAGGGUCUAGUAAGAAAAUCUGACACAGAGUUCACUGUAGUUGUUACUCAGAUGAAUGGUCGCGAACACCCAUCUCAUAGUAUUCAUAAGUUACAUGUGGGUAAAAUGAGGAUAAAACUAUGUAAAGGGAGAUUCACAAAGGCCAAAGAAUCUUAUUCCUCUUCAAUGCAGCUUUGUGGAGUCAGAGGGGGUGGGAAUGCUGCGGCACAGGCCCUGUUUUGGCAAGUAAAGAAAGGGCUAUCCUACGUGUUAGCAUUCGAAUCAGAACGAGAAAGAAAUGCAGCUAUUAUGCUUGCCCGUAGAUUCGCAUUUAACUGCAAUAUCAUGCUUGGUGGACCCGGAGACCGAGCUCCUCAAGGAGGAACCUGAUGGAGUAGAUUCUUAGUUGGUCCCUCUUAAAUUGUAAGUAUUUAUGAUGAGGUUUUCUUUUUAAGAUGUGUGUUUAUAUGAUUGUAACAGAGUAUAGAGAGAAAAUGAGGGCAAUGAAUAUGGAAUUGUACUACAUACAUUGGAGAUUUAGGUUUUCACCCUUCUGGUUGCAUCCCAGAAUCAAGGCAUGUGAUUUUUGAUUUGCCUUUUCCCUUUCUGAUUUCUUUGGUUGUAGCAUUAUCAUUUGUGUGUUAAGAUUACCGGGCGUAGUUUGUGUUCUAACUGUUUUUUGUACUCCUGAUUUAAUUGUAAUAUCCAUAUAUUAGUUUUCUUGACUA